UAUGUGUGUUAGUUCAGUAAACAUGCAUGUUUAUGCUUAUCACCUGUCGCAUUUGGAUAUUUUCUAACAAUAUGUCAUUUAAUGCAGUAGAUGUUUGCAUUUACGGAUGUUUUACCGAAGUAUCAAAGUGAAGUGAUAAAUACAAAUUUGCUUCUAUACAAUGAUUGUACUGAAAUAGGCUUUUUGAUUUACAUACAGAAAUCCACUGAUUAACAUAAACGAAUCAACUGAUUUACAUGUAGGACUUCAUGGAAUUUCAUAAAGGUCUCAACUAUCAAAACACGUGCAAAGAAGUUCGUGUAGGUGCCGGGAAUAGAAUAACAAAAAACUUGGAAAGAGCCUGCUUGUUAUCGGGAUGAUUUUUAUUGGAUUUCCAAAGUUGUUCCUUAGUAAAUACUGUAGUAUUCCUGAUAAAAGUGUUAAAAGUUGGUAAACAUCGCAAGUUUAUGUGUGUGAAGUGUAAAGAGUAACAAAUAAGUAUACUUACGAAUUAUUAUACUUAAAUUUAAAAAUCGUAGGUGUACUAUACACCAAAAUUCAAAAGCAAAGGGUUUAUCAACAAAUCUUGGACAUUAUGAUACACAAAAUCUUGUUGAAAACGUAGUACACGGAAAGUGCACAGCGAGUGAAAGACAGCAUUGAAGGUUCCGACAUCAUGACUUUGUGACAUCUCCUUUGAAUCAGUAAGCAUGUGUACUUGAGAAUUUAUAUUGCAAAUAUAUGAGGGCACAAUAAUUGACAAUGAGUCGACGAGCAAGCUUGUAUGCCAAACAGAAUCCGGAAGGAAAGAAGGCCAAAGGUGUGCGGUUCUCUGACGAACUAGUGUUUCUGGACAAUAUCAAAGAGAAUGACGUCACAGCUCUUAGUCACAUGUUGCGACGAGCUAGUCUUCAGGUGGACAUUAGUGGAAUUAAUGACGCAGGUCUUACCCCUCUUCAUCAGGCGGUUCUUGACGGGAACGAGGCUGCAGUGAGACUCCUGGUGACCCAUGGAGCUGACGUUAACAAACAGGACGAGGAUUCGUGGACGCCUCUACACGCUGCGUGCGCAGAGGGGCAUGCCGAUAUUGUUCAAUUUCUUAUAGAAAACGGUGCAGACAAAAGCAUACUAACAGCAGAAGGGGAGAGACCUUUAGAUCUCGUGGACCCGUCCGACAUGAACACAAUACGUGUAAUGUUUAGCAACAUUCAACCAGAUAGCAACAACCAAUCAGAAGACGAGCUAGAUACUGACGUCACAGAACCAACUACUGAAUAGCGACGUUUGAGUUAGUAAUGCAGUGUACAAUGUGAUUAGAGGAAAUGCAGCUAUCAACGACAACACUUUUUCAUUAAAUGGUGCCAAGUGUUGUCAUUUGAAAAGUAGUAAUGAUUAUUAGCUCAUCACAUGUCAUUUGUUAAACGGGUAUACAUACAUU
Dreissena polymorpha is the source of this 1417-nucleotide messenger RNA. Its product is annotated as protein phosphatase 1 regulatory subunit 27-like. The record is from RefSeq and is a predicted model, not a curated record. NCBI's taxonomy places the organism in Eukaryota, Metazoa, Mollusca, Bivalvia, Myida, Dreissenidae. Bases 742 to 1257 code for a protein of 171 amino acids. Gene Ontology annotation, molecular function: protein binding; enzyme inhibitor activity; phosphatase regulator activity. Gene Ontology annotation, cellular component: cytoplasm. The transcript is spliced from 4 exons.